AUGGAGAAAGACGCCUCUGAACCGGACCCGACCCUCCAGCUGUACGGGGAGUUCACCGACACGCUCGACGACAGGGUCCGGUACUCGGUGAGUUUGAUGGAGAGCGUCCUGACCAUCCAGAGAAUCUCCUCGUCACCCGGCCGGACUACAGUGGUUUUUAACUUGACCGACUGUGUCGGCUGCCGGGCGCACAGAGGGCCGGACAGCGCGGACAUCGGCGCCUACUUUACAGCCUAUUUCUACCCGUUCAAGAGGCGCUGGAUGAGCGCCGGAGUGGCCCGGCAGAGAGUGGAGCAGUGCUUUCGGGUCGCACUGGUCCAGGACCCGCUCGCCAACCUCCAGGAGGCUGAGAGGUGGGCUCGUGCCAUCAGAGAUGCCUCUGUGCUGCACGCUCCCCGGAGAGAAGGUGUGGUGUAUGCAGAGGUGCGUCGGCCCUGCAGAGUCAUGAUUCUGGUGAAUCCUCAAAGCGGUCGCGGUCAGGCUCUCCAGCUCUUUACUGGCCAUGUGCAGGGCAUGCUCACUCAGGCCGCUGUGCCCUACACGCUCGUCAUCACAGAGCACCAGAACCAUGCACGGGAGCUGGUGAGGAAGGCGGACCUGUCACAAUGUGACGCCUUGGUUAUCAUGUCUGGAGACGGGCUGCUGUUUGAGGUGAUAAAUGGCCUGAUGGAGCGAGAGGACUGGCAAGAGGCGAUCCAGACCCCUCUGGGUAUUCUACCAGGUGGCUCAGGCAACGCCCUGGCUGCUUCUGUCCACCACUACUCACAAUCGCCUCCAGCGUGGAACGAGGAGCUACUGUUGAGCUGUGGUUUCAUGCUGUGCAAAGGUCUGGUUGCCUCCAUGGACCUGGUGUCAAUCCACCUGGCCUCUAGGCAGCGCCUCUUCUCCUUCCUCUCCCUGGCCUGGGGCUUUGUGGCCGAUGUCGACAUAGAGAGCGAGAAAUACCGCCACGUCGGAGCAAUUCGCUUCCUGAUGGGCACCCUGGUGCGUCUGGCCUCCCUCAGAGUCUACCAGGGCAGGUUGGCGUAUCUGCCUGUAAGGGAGGCACCAAAACUUCCAAAAGGGAGCAUCAAGACUAACCAGCCUCCAUCCACCCCUCAGCACCCCUUGCUCUGCUCCUCCCUUCCUUGUCGGCUCAUUCCCAACACCUCUCCAAAUCAGAACUCUCGCCACAAUCACAACAGCACAAAUUCAAACCACAACACCAUCACCAACUCCUCCAACAACGCUAUUACCACCAAGAAUCCUGAGAUGCAGAGUGAUGGCAAGACCAGAGCACCUGAGGACUCCUUGCUUCCCGGCCUGGACCAGCCGGUCCCAGAGAGCUGGACAGUCGUCAAAGAGGAGGGCUUUGUCUUGGUGCUGGCUAUUUACCAGUCCCACCUGGCUGAGGGUCUGUGGACAGCACCUGGUGCGAUGGCAGACGACGGGGUGAUUCAUCUGUUCUACGUGACAGCAGGAAUUUCCCGUCCGGCCCUCCUGCGACUUUUCCUCGCCAUGGAGAAGGGCGGCCACUUGGAGUGCGGCUGCCCCCACCUGGUGUACGAGAAGGUGAAGGCCCUGCGGCUGGAGCCCGUUUCGCCACAAGGCAUGAUCACUGUAGAUGGGGAGAUGGUGGAGUACGGGCCAGUUCAGGCUCAAAUCCACCCAGGACUUGCCAGACUCAUUUGUGGAUGA
Cottoperca gobio is the source of this 1677-nucleotide messenger RNA. RefSeq names its product sphingosine kinase 1 (gene sphk1). The coding region runs from base 1 to 1677 and encodes 558 amino acids. Gene Ontology annotation, cellular component: intracellular membrane-bounded organelle; membrane; cytoplasm. The transcript has 5 exons. NCBI's taxonomy places the organism in Eukaryota, Metazoa, Chordata, Actinopteri, Perciformes, Bovichtidae. The record is from RefSeq and is a predicted model, not a curated record. Gene Ontology annotation, biological process: sphingosine biosynthetic process; negative regulation of apoptotic process; phosphorylation.